CUUCUACUUCUUGAUUACAUGCAUAUUACAUGGAAGUGAUAAAGGAUGAAAUCAAUUUACUAUAAUAUUUAAAUUAAAAAGGGAUAUAAUGAAAGUGCUUAGUAUGCUAUCGAGAUAACGAAGUAAUAACAUCAACAUGAAAGAAGUAAUGAGGAAAAGGAAGCGUCGUAAACGACACAUAAUUUGUAUGGCGUCAGACUUUUUCUUCCCCAACACUGGGGGCGUCGAAGAGCACAUAUUCAAUUUGUCUCAGUGUUUGAUAAAAGAGGGCCACAAAGUCAUAGUGAUUACUCAUUCCUACGGAGAGCGCGUCGGCGUCCGCUACAUGACCGGAGGAGUCAAGGUUUACUACUUGCCUGUAAAGGUUAUGUAUGCUCAGUGCAUACUUCCAACCAUGAUUUGCAAUCUAGCCCUCAUCCGUUACAUUCUCAUCAGGGAAAGAAUUGAAAUAGUUCAUGGACACUCUGCUUUUAGUGUUAUGGGACAUGAGGUAUCUAUUAUAGGAAAAUUGUUAGGAUUAAAAACAGUAUUUACAGAUCACAGUCUGUUUGGCUUUGCUGAUACAUCUGCAGUAUUAACUAAUAAGUAUUUGCAAAUGUGUUUGUGCGAAUGUGACCAUUGUAUUUGUGUUUCACACACAGGAAAGGAAAACACAGUACUGAGAGCCAAAGUUAAAGCCCACAAAGUGUCAGUUAUUCCUAACGCUGUAGAUACAUAUAACUUCACCCCAGACCCGAGCAAAAGGGAUCCAAAUAUGAUAACUAUAGUUAUAGUGUCAAGGAUGGUGUAUAGAAAAGGUGUAGAUUUGAUGGCAGCAGUGAUAGCAGAAAUGUGUCCCAGGUAUCCUAAACUUAGAUUUAUUAUUGGAGGCGAUGGGCCCAAGAUGUGGUUGCUGCAAGAAGUCAGGGAAAGGAAAGGUUUUCAAGACUGUGUCACAUUACUGGGAAGCUUAAAACAUUCUCAAGUAAGAGAUGUACUUGUGAAAGGGGACAUUUUCUUAAACACCUCUUUGACUGAGGCAUACUGCAUGGCUAUUGUGGAAGCUGCUUCAUGCGGGCUCAAGGUUGUCUCCACUAAAGUUGGAGGCAUUCCAGAAGUAUUACCAAACAACAUGAUUUAUCUCACCGAACCUAAUGUUGCCAGCCUUGUAGAGGGCAUAGAACUGGCUAUGACUGACAUAAACACUGGUCAAGUUAUUUGCCCUUUUGAGUGCAACAAGAUGGUUAGAAACAUGUACAAUUGGAUGGACAUCACUAGGAGAACAGAGAUAGUUUACGACAAAAUAUUACAAAACAGAAAUAAGCCGUUAGGAGAACAACUGAAGAGCUAUCUCUCUUGUGGCGUAUGGCCAUUCCUUUUGGUUAUAAGUCUCAUGUAUUUAUUACUUCAGUUAAUCGAUAGGGUACAUAAGAGAAAGCACAUAGAUAUAGCUAGGGAUUUAAAAUUGUAGUGAAUUAUAAAUUGUUAAAAACGAUUUUUU
This is a messenger RNA of Cydia splendana, 1480 nucleotides long. RefSeq names its product phosphatidylinositol N-acetylglucosaminyltransferase subunit A (gene PIG-A). The record is from RefSeq and is a predicted model, not a curated record. Gene Ontology annotation, molecular function: phosphatidylinositol N-acetylglucosaminyltransferase activity. Gene Ontology annotation, cellular component: glycosylphosphatidylinositol-N-acetylglucosaminyltransferase (GPI-GnT) complex. Gene Ontology annotation, biological process: GPI anchor biosynthetic process. The coding region runs from base 137 to 1450 and encodes 437 amino acids. Lineage: Eukaryota; Metazoa; Arthropoda; Insecta; Lepidoptera; Tortricidae. The transcript is spliced from 2 exons.